Molecule: messenger RNA, 2260 nt
Organism: Sceloporus undulatus (fence lizard)
Lineage: Eukaryota; Metazoa; Chordata; Lepidosauria; Squamata; Phrynosomatidae
Gene: TMEM150A
Product: transmembrane protein 150A
Exons: 8
Coding region: 397-1212 (271 amino acids)
Biological process (GO): protein localization to plasma membrane
Source: RefSeq, a predicted model, not a curated record
UGCGCGCCUGAGCCUGGGCGCCCCCUCCCCACUCUCCGGAGUCCGGACGGAGGAAGGCCCGGACUGGCCAGCGGCGGAGGAAGAGGAGGGAGGCCCGGAGCGGAGCAGAGCAGAGCGGAGGGCGAGGGAGGGAAGGCCGGCCGAGGCCUGGCCGGACCCUUCUCGGGAGCCCCGCCAGGAGGACCAGGACCAGGAGGAGCUGCCUGUGGAUGGUUCCCGGGGGAGGCCUUGGCUCAUAGCUAGCACCCCCUCCUUCCCUCCCUCCCUUCUUCCUUCCCUCCCUUCUUCCUUCCUUCCUUCCCUCCCUCCUUCCCUUCCACCCCUCUUCUCCCCUCCCUCCUUCUCUCUCUCUCUGCCCCUCUCCCCCACACAGAUGUUGUGGACCUCCACUCACUAAUGACAGCGUGGAUCAUCCUCCCCAUUAGCCUCUCUGCUUUCUCAAUCACUGGGAUAUGGAUUGUGUAUGCCAUGGCGGUGAUGAACCACCACGUCUGCCCCGUUGAGAACUGGUCCUACAAUGAGUCCUGUUCUGCUGAAUCUGCCAAGCAUGGCUACCCCAAAAGCUGCUGCACCCUGGAAGACGUCCCUUUGAUCAGCAAGUGUGGAACUUAUCCUCCUGAAAGCUGCCUCUUCAGCCUUAUUGGGAACAUUGGAGCUUUCAUGGUGGUGAUGAUCUGUUUCCUGCGCUACGGACAGCUGAUCGAGCAGAGCCACAGUUCCUGGGUGAACACAACGGCACUGAUCACCGGCUGUACCAACGCUGCUGGCCUGGUUAUGGUGGGCAAUUUCCAGGUGGACUAUGCCAAAUCUCUUCACUACAUUGGCGCCGGGGUUGCCUUCCCGGCCGGCCUGCUUUUUGUCUGCCUCCAGUGCGUCCUCUCCUACCACAUUGCCGCCUCUGCCCUGGACUUCUGGAUGGCACACCUACGUGUCUUCCUCACCACCGUGGCCUUAAUUUCCCUCGUCCUCAGUGGCAUCUUCUUCAUUCACGAGAGCUUCCUCCUCCAGCACCUGGCAGCCAUCUGCGAGUGGGUCUUCGUCAUAGACAUCCUGGUCUUCUAUGGCACGUUCACCUAUGAGUUUGGGGCCGUCUCCACGGACACCAUGGUGGCCGCCCUGCAGCACUCCAACGGCCGGGGCUGCAAGUCCCCCGGCAGCAGCAGCACCUCCACCCACCUCAACUGCAACCCUGAGAGCAUCGCCAUGAUUUGAGGGGCGCGCCGGCCAACUGUCCCCCUCGCCUCCCUUUGCAGCUUCCAGCAGGCUGCCUUUUUUGUGUUCCCCCAAUGGGGGAAGAGGAGCACCUUUCUCCCCUCCAGUAAUUUUAAUCAUGUACCAAAUGGGGUGUUCUGCUGCCAACGCUUAAUUCUUAUCUUCCUGCCAACAAAUUCCCACUUAAGUGGGAGACAGCGGCCAUAAUCAGGUUUGGGCUCCUCACAUGUAAGCUCCCCUUCUGAAGUGGUUGGAUGUUUCUAUCCAGUGCACAAUGUCAUAUUUGGCUCCAAAUCAUGGAAACGGAGCAGUGUAUGUGUGUGUGGUGCCAUUGUGCACUUGGCUGCACAUGUGUUGCACAGUUUUGCCAUCCAAGGUAUAGGUUGUGGAGCACAAAGCUGCACAUUCACCCCAAUGUAGGAUUUCUGUUGUUGCCUCUGAUUCCCCCAAAGCCAGGCGGGAAGCUAUUCCAGGAUGGAGCAGAAACGCUCCACCUGUGUCAUGGCAGCUGCCCAGCCUGUCUGUGCAAUAGACCAGGCCCUCCAGCCACCUUUCCAUGGGCCAGUGUGCCAGUGACAAAGGGAGACUCUGUCAGUUCCCACAGUACCCAUCGCAGCUGCCCUUGGAACAGGAUUGCCUCUCACUGCCAGCAACGCUUUCCUCUCAGCCAACCUUCAGGAGUGGCAGCAGCAAAUAGGGACAAAGGAACAGCAGGUGGGUUAAGUUUUAAAAUUGUAAAACAAUUUGGUCCCAUGUUUAACAGGAUGCUUCAGAAUGGAGAGAUGCCUCAAAAUGGAACCCCCCCCCCUGGACAAUUAUUUCCCUCCUGCCCAUCUCUGCCCCACACAGGCACACACCGCCACCUUAAUAUGCCCCCCUCCCUGCCCCCACAGGGAACCAGGUUGGGUGCCAGGGAGGAGAGCGCCUCUUGCCCUUGGCCCGCAAAUAUCCAAGCUGGUUUGUUUGGGUGAGAUGUUUUGGUAUUUUUUAGAACUUUUUUUAUAUAUCUCUCUCUAUAUAAAAUGUGUAUAAAAAGAGUUGUAUCGGA